Tetranychus urticae (two-spotted spider mite) is the source of this 3116-nucleotide messenger RNA. It is a transcript of the gene Mcm2, whose product is annotated as DNA replication licensing factor Mcm2. Lineage: Eukaryota; Metazoa; Arthropoda; Arachnida; Trombidiformes; Tetranychidae. The record is from RefSeq and is a predicted model, not a curated record. Gene Ontology annotation, biological process: double-strand break repair via break-induced replication; mitotic DNA replication initiation; DNA replication. Gene Ontology annotation, molecular function: single-stranded DNA helicase activity; single-stranded DNA binding; 3'-5' DNA helicase activity. Gene Ontology annotation, cellular component: MCM complex; nucleus.
CUUUUGUAAUAUUUGUCUACCUUGCGUUUUAAAUCUGCAUUUAGUUUAAAUUUGUUUUAUUCAUUUGUUUUUAAUUAUUUUUUUUUGUAAUUAACUUUUAUUAAAUAACUGUUUCUACCAUGAGUGAACCGGAUGAUGUUUUCGAUGAAAUCAUUGGAGCUGACUCUUUAUCUUCUCCUCCUUCCCAUUACUCUGAUGCUCAAGAUGACGUUCCCGAAGAGGUCGUCAAUGUAUCAAAUAGACGUCGGGUUGAUCAAGAUGAUGUCCCUAUGGAUCGAGAAGAAGAAGAUGAAGAAGGAGAAGAUUUGUAUGGGGACAAUAUGUCCCAAGAUUACAGACCUAUUCCUGAAUUGGACAUCUACGAUGCUGAAGAUCUUGAUGAUCGUUCUGUAUCAGAGCUUUCGAUUUCAGCCAGGAUUCAAGCUGAGGCCGGUAUGAGAGCUAGAGAUAGAGCUGAAGCUCGUGGUACAGGUCGCAUGAGAAGAGGUUUAGAAAUUUUCGAUGCUAGCUCUGAAUCGGAUACCUUUCGUAUAUCCGAUGUUAAAAAACGUCGAAUGAUGGCUGCAAAGGGCCUGAGUGAAAAAGAUGAUGAAUUCAUGGAUGAUGAGCCAAUGGAAUCUAUUGAAAAUAUCGGUGAUACUCGUGGUUUAACUGUCCGUGAACACGUUUCUCUUCAAAUUACCCGGCGAGAAAUUCAUCAUAGAUUCAAGAAUUUUUUGAGAACCCACAGCGAUGAAAAAGGCAGAAUUGUAUUCAAAGAAAUAAUUCGUCAAAUGUGUGAAGAAAACAAGCAAAGUUUCGAUGUUGCGUACCCUGUUCUGGCUUCAGAAGAAUCAAAUCUUGCUUUUCUUGUCGUCGAAGCUCCAUUUGAAGUACUUGAAAUUCUCAAUGCUGCAGCCAAAGAAGUUGUUUUAUCAAUCUUUCCUGCUUACGAAAGAAUAGUUUCCGAGAUCGCAGUUCGAAUUUCUGACUUACCUCUUUCAGAAGAUAUUCGUUCUUUACGUCAAUGUCAUUUGAAUCAACUUAUUCGUACUUAUGGUGUUGUUACAUCCUCAACAUCAGUUUUACCCCAACUUCGUGUUGUUAAAUAUGAUUGUAAUAAAUGUGGUUAUAUUCUUGGACCAUUUGUCCAAAAUCAAGAUCAAGAACUAAAGCCAGGUUCUUGUCCAGAAUGUCAGAGUCUUGGACCUUUUACGGUUAAUAUGCAAGAAACAGUCUAUCAGAACUACCAACGAAUUACUAUUCAAGAGCCUCCUGGACGGAUUUCUGCUGGUAGAAUUCCUCGUGCGGAGGACGUCAUUCUGUUAGGUGAUCUUUGUGAUACUUGUAGGCCUGGAGAUGAAAUUGAUAUCACUGGAAUUUACACCCAUUCAUACGAUGGCUCGCUCAACAUAGCAAAUGGAUUUCCUGUUUUUUCAACAGUUAUUGUUGCCAAUCAUAUUUUAAAACGUGAUGAUUGGUCAUUUUCUGGAAAUCUGACGGAUGAAGAUACUAAAGCUAUCAUUAAACUGUCUGAAGAUCUUCGACUUUCUGACAGAAUCAUCGCUUCAAUUUCUCCAUCAAUCUAUGGCCAUAAAGAUGUUAAGAGAGCCUUAGCUUUAGCUUUGUUUGGAGGCGAGUCUAAAAAUCCCGGCCAAAAACAUAGAGUUCGUGGUGACAUUAAUGUUUUAGUUUGUGGUGAUCCCGGUACUGCUAAAUCUCAGUUCCUUAAAUAUUUGACCAAAAUCGCUCCAAGAUCCGUCUUUACCACAGGACAGGGUGCCUCUGCUGUUGGUUUAACUGCAUUUGUCCAAAAAAGCCCUAUUACUCAAGAAUGGUGUCUUGAGGCUGGUGCUUUGGUACUCGCUGAUAAGGGAGUUUGCCUUAUUGACGAGUUUGACAAGAUGAGUGAAAAAGACAGAACAAGUAUUCACGAAGCUAUGGAACAGCAAAGUAUUUCUGUUUCAAAAGCUGGUAUUGUUGCUUCACUUACAGCUCGUUGUUCUGUUAUAGCAGCGGCUAAUCCAAUCGGUGGGCGAUAUGAUUCAUCAUCUCCAUUUUCGCAAAAUGUCGAUUUAACUGAACCUAUUAUUUCACGAUUCGACAUCAUCUGUGUAGUUAGAGAUAUACCAGAUCCAGACGGAGACGAACGAUUAGCGAAAUUCGUCGUUCGUUCCCAUGUCAAACAUCAUCCAGAUAUGGCAGGUGAUGAAUUAUCUAAGCUUAAUCAAACCAUGGUAGAGGUUUAUGAAGAUCCUGAAAUUGAGCCAAUUCCACAAGAUCUAUUGAAAAAAUACAUCAUGUACGCCCGUGAAAGGAUUCAUCCCAAAUUGCAUCAGAUCGAUCGUGAAAGGAUUUCUCGACUUUAUACCGAGUUACGUCGAGAAUCUUUAGCCACAGGUUCCAUUCCUAUCACUGUUCGUCAUAUUGAAGGAAUUAUCCGGUGUUCAGAAGCUCACGCUAAAAUGCAUCUUAGAGAUGUCGUGACUAAUGACGAUGUUGACAUGGCCAUACGUGUCAUACUUGAAUCUUUUGUUGAUACACAAAAAUUCACGGUUAUGAGAUCAAUGAGACAUACCUUUUCACGUUACUUAACCUACAAAAGGACUCCAGAAGAGCUGCUUCUUAUGCUGCUCAAACAAUUGGUUCACGAGCAAUUGGUUAUUCUUCGUGGUAAAUCUCAGGGCGAUAUUCAUCUUGAUGAAAUUACCAUUCCAGAGAGGGAUCUUAUUGUUAAAGCUAAGGAACUUCGAAUAUUCAAUGUUCAACAAUUUUAUCAAAAAUCCAUCUUCAAAUCUCAUAACUUCAGUUAUGAUGCUAAGAGAAAAGUUAUCGUUCAAAAGGUUUAAGUACCAAAAGAAGCUCAAUCCUACUUACGUGAUGCCUUGCCAUGUCUAUUCCAAAUUCUCAUUCUUGUUUAAACAAGAUUCCAAUAGGUUCUAAUUAAAUAGAACCAACCCAUUUUAAUCUUUAUAUCUUGAAAAUUUUUUAUUUUCACAUCAAUUGCAAAGCGGUGCCUAUCAAUCUUCAAUACAUUUUGUUAUUCUCAAUUAUUCCAAGCAUAAUUUGUAAUUUAAGUCAACUUUUUACACUUACUAUGUAUAUCAAAUAAAUUGUUGACUUGUUUUUAAUCAAAA